Molecule: messenger RNA, 3531 nt
Organism: Puntigrus tetrazona (Sumatra barb)
Lineage: Eukaryota; Metazoa; Chordata; Actinopteri; Cypriniformes; Cyprinidae
Gene: pcmt1
Product: protein-L-isoaspartate (D-aspartate) O-methyltransferase
Exons: 8
Coding region: 104-898 (264 amino acids)
Biological process (GO): protein modification process
Cellular component (GO): cytoplasm
Molecular function (GO): protein-L-isoaspartate (D-aspartate) O-methyltransferase activity
Source: RefSeq, a predicted model, not a curated record
CCCAGAAAUCCCAAACCCGAAAAUGUGCACAAACGCUCUCCUGUGAGAGAAGCCCGCACGGGAUGCUCGGCGCAGCGGUGAACCGAUAACCGCGUUGCGGGACAUGUCUGGUGACGUAUCCGUGCUGGAAGUGGUGACGGUCGUCGGAAGGGCGGUGUGCGCAGGCGCGGCGCUGACAGCCGCACUCUACCUGAUCCGCAGAGUGUGUUUAAUAAUGGCCUGGAAAUCCGGAGGAGCGAGCCAUGCGGAGCUCGUCAACAACCUCCGCAAAAAUGGGAUCAUUAAAUCAGACCGCGUGUAUGAAGUUAUGUUGGCCACAGACCGUGCCCACUUUUCCAGAUGUAACCCGUACAUGGACUCGCCACAAUCUAUAGGUUACCAAGCAACAAUCAGUGCACCACAUAUGCACGCGUACGCCCUAGAGCUCCUCCAUGAUCACCUGUACGAAGGAGCCAAGGCUCUGGAUGUGGGGUCCGGCUCCGGGAUCCUGUCCGUCUGCUUUGCCAGAAUGGUCGGGCCGAAGGGGAAGGUGAUUGGCAUUGAUCAUAUAAAGGAGCUUGUGGAGGAUUCUAUAGCCAACGUAAAGAAAGACGACCCUAGUUUGAUCUCUUCAGGAAGAAUCAAGCUCAUUGUUGGAGAUGGAAGGAUGGGCUAUACGGAAGAAGCACCUUAUGACGCCAUACAUGUCGGAGCCGCAGCUCCCACGGUGCCACAAGCAUUGCUGGACCAGCUAAAGCCAGGCGGGCGUCUGAUUCUGCCGGUCGGGCCGGCGGGAGGGAACCAGAUGCUGGAGCAGUAUGACAAAUUGGAGGACGGCAGUACCAAAAUGAAGCCGCUGAUGGGCGUGAUUUACGUGCCUUUAACAGACAAAGACAAGCAGUGGUCAAGGUGGAAGUGACUUCCUGUCCUCUGUCCCCUCUCUCUUCUAGGGCACAGGGAUGAACUUUGAAAGGAUGAUCUGGCAAUACUCAUCGCACCACAUGCGCUCACACACACACACACACACACACACACACACACACACAAUGCACAUCCAAAUGGACUUCACUGAGGAGAGCUUGUAUAAAUGCUCUAUUUCCAUACCUGCGACAGUCUGACGGUCUUGAAAGAUGGAUGUAUCGAUCGGAUUCUUUUAUUUAAAAAGGAAAAAGCGGAAUAGGGCUUCGUGCUGAGAUUUUCCUGCCUGCAGUUUGAGGAUUGUGUGAAAUGCAUUUUUUUGUUUUUUUUGGAGGGUGGGGGUUAUUUGACGCAGGAGCAGAUUUCUUGAUGACUUCAGUAUUACGGUCAGUUGGAUUGUUCACACAUCUCAGCGUGAUGUCGGCCUUCGUGCUGAAUCCAGUCUGUGAUUAAAACAUAAUUCAAUGCUACAUUAUGUGUAGGGAUGUCUUUGCUCUACAAAUCUGUGUUAAUAGUAAUGGCUUGUGUUUUCAGCUGAAGCAUGUGAUGCCCAGAUAAAAUAAACCACUUAACAUUCGAUAAAUUCGUUAGAGGAUUCUAUAGUAAGCCGCAGGAGGCCAUGUUUUACAGUGAUCUUACUGUGGUUAUGGGAUGCAGUUUCAAUGGCUCGGUAUGGGAUAAUGUACAGACAGCUGGCCGUUAGAACAAACCGAUCCCUGACACCGAGCUUACCCACCGAAUAAAUAAGUUGCAAACCUUUUAAUACGUGAGAAGGAGUGCAGAAUGAUAUAAGAAAUUGUUUAUCUGUGAUCAGCUAUUCUCCUAGGCAUAGUUAGAAGAGUGUGUACAAACCACAGGAUGCUGCCGUCAACCAAUCACAAGGUGUUUCACAGAACCCAGUAUAAUAUUUGCUAUUAGAGUAGCAAUGAUGGCAAUACGAUAAAAGACUCCAAUGUUAAAUAACUAGCUUUUCUGAAAAAAGGUCUAUAACAAUGUAAUAAUGCAAACAAUUUCUCCAGGCAAGUAAUAUAAUCAGUUAGCUAUAACUUUAGGCUUUUUGCAGUUGCCAAGCAAUUCAGCAACAUAAAUAUAGACAGAUGGACACAGGUGUGUGUGUGUGUGUGUUUAGGGGUUUUUACAACAGGUAUUUUGCAAAGAGUAUCCGAUACGCUAAAUUGCCAAAAGUAUUGGACCCCCCCUUUAAUAAACAGUUUUGACUAUUUUAGUAACAAAAAUCUUAAUUUUUAAGCAUAUAAUGAUAUUGGAUUGUGCGCUUCUUAUGUGCUAGCAACAGUUUGGAUGGGACCCUUUCGUGUUCUAACAUGACAAUGCAUCUGCGUCAAAGGCAUUCAUUCAGCGUGGAAGAACUUAUUGGUCUUCAGAAACCAUGCUAAACAGCUUUAAAUGUGUGACUAUAAUCAGGACUAUAACUCAAGAACAAAUAGCUAUGAUACCAUACAUUAUAUGGUCAAAAGUAUUGGGAUGUCAAAAGAACAGAAAAGGAAAACAACUGGCAACAGAAAUGCUGACUUUGUAAAGCUUGUAUUUCCAUCUAUUGCAACCAUUUUGGAGGUGUCUAAAAUAACUAUAACCGUAUGUACAAGUCACUGGUGUUUUAGUUUUUGGCUCAAAGUCUGCAUUUAAAGGCUUGCUUAGUUGAAGACGCAUUAUUUUCCAGAGAUUAUCGUCGAUUUGAUGCUAUUUAAACCUGACUGAGCUGGACAAUGAUGUAUCUGCAUUCAAUAAUGAAAAUUGAGUGGUCAAUCUUAAACAUUAAUUCUAUUCUUCUGUUUGAUACUGUGCACUAUAUAAAUAAAGGUGAUUUGAUCUGUCCGAACUGUUGCUAUAAAACAAAAAGCACGUUCUUCCCUAGAAUGUCAUUAUAUUAGGAUUUUGUACUUGUGGAGUAUUCAAACCUGUUCAUUAGGUGGAGGUGCCGCAAUACUUUUGUGACGUAUGCAUUGAAAUUUUAGAAAUCAACUCCAGAAUGCUAAAAUAAUGAUGUUGUUCCAAACGCAUAUUAUUUUCUUUGUUUUGUGAAACACGACAGGUGCUUUUCCAAAUGACGAAAUGUAAUGUUUUUAAUAAAAGGUAUGUGUUAAAUUCAUAACCGUCGCCUUUAGAUUUGAUGUUGUGGAACCCAAACAAUACCGGUUCUCGGCAACUAUAAUAAACACGAGAUUUGAGAGCUACUGCGUCGUUUGGUGGAAGGGAAGGUCAAAUCUAAAGCCUUGGCUUAGACAGAAUGCAUGAGUUGUGCGCAUAGACUACUUUUAUGGGACUUUCGUGUGCUUGGAGCAAAAAAAUCAUCCACUUUCUUUAUUUGGAAAACAGAAUCUUCAACAUUUUUGCGUAUUUCACAGAAAAAUAAGAAGUUGGGUCGCGAGUUCAGAGCACAAGUGUAGCGAUAUUACUGCUACACUUUUUUUGUGUUUCACAUCACUGCACUGCUCAAAAUAAGCUUGUCUAUAUUAUCUAACAUGCAGCAAGUAAAGUCCCACUCAGACCACGCUAAACCUUCAGUGGUCACUUUGAUUGUAAGCGGUUUUCAAUGCCAAUUCUCUGUGCAUGUUUGUGUGUUACCUGCACGCACAAACGUGGCUUUUGACAAAUAAACUCACUGCUAAGCAAUGA